CACUUCACAACAUAAUUUUAGAGGUCAACGCCUUUCACCGAUCACCAUACCUCAGUUUAUCAAUUUAUUCGCGCGCAAACUGCCAAAGAAUUUGCUCGGUCUCCUCCCUCGCCUCCUCUCUGCCACCUUCCAUAAAUUCCAUGGCGUCUCCGCCUUCAACGAACUACAGGAUUCGCUAAACCAAGAAACACGGCAAUGGCGCUGCACGUCGUCGAAGGCACCUGCACUGGUGGAGCCAUCAUCAGCCACCUCUCUAGUCCUCCUCCUUCCUGCUCCUCCUCCUCUUGUGUUGUUCUUCUUGAUGCCGCUGAAGAGUUAGCUAAUAAUCAGCUGCCUGCUGCUCAACGUCCAGCCAAGAACAUGUCGGCGUUUGGGGUGCUCGUCACCGCACUGGUCCUGUCGUGCGUCGCCGGCGCCAGCAUCGCCGGAUACGUGUUCAGUGUUCUACAAGUUCAGGCUCAGGCGAUACAUGGACUCGGAGAUCAUGGCGCAGUGCAUGCCCCUCGACAGCCAGCAUAGCGAGAACCAGCCGCUGAGGACGGAGGAGGCCCAGCAAGCGUAGCUAGACAGGUGACAACGUCUUCGGCUUCACCUUCACGUGAUGAGAAUGCAGCAUAAAGUACCUGACUUUUCCACACAGUUGCUGAAGCUAUCCAAAGCCAUCUCUCCUCGACCGAGUCUCGAGAUUU
This is a messenger RNA of Zea mays, 689 nucleotides long. RefSeq lists its product as uncharacterized. The transcript is spliced from 2 exons. The record is from RefSeq and is a predicted model, not a curated record. Lineage: Eukaryota; Viridiplantae; Streptophyta; Magnoliopsida; Poales; Poaceae. The coding region runs from base 196 to 519 and encodes 107 amino acids.